Mya arenaria is the source of this 3496-nucleotide messenger RNA. Its product is annotated as centrosomal protein of 104 kDa-like. The record is from RefSeq and is a predicted model, not a curated record. The transcript has 28 exons. Gene Ontology annotation, molecular function: protein binding. Bases 232 to 2982 code for a protein of 916 amino acids. Lineage: Eukaryota; Metazoa; Mollusca; Bivalvia; Myida; Myidae. Gene Ontology annotation, cellular component: cilium.
GUGUAACCUCGCGUGCAAAAUGGUCAAAUGACUAUAGACCACAUUUUUUAUUACACAAAUUUAUUUAGUGGGCUCAACAGUCGAUUAAAUUAUCAUCGAACUAUUUUUGGCUUUUGAAAGCAUGUGAGUUCUCGCGAGAAAUUUCAGAAAAAAUGUCAACAAACCUGUGGUUGUCAAGAUAGUCGUCGCCUAUUCAGUGAUUUAAUUUGGGAAUAAAUGUAAUAACUUAAGAUGCCACACAAGCUAUCGUUCAAAGUGACUCAUGCCUCAGGACAGGACGAAGUUCACCGGGCAUCAGAGCUCAACUUUCACAGCCCACUCACAAAGGGAUGGCAGUCUGCAAGAUACUGCCUGUACCCCCAGGAUAUUGUUAUACAUCUAGAGAAGCGCUCCAGACUUCGGAAAAUCCAGGUCCUAUCACACCAAUGCCUCAUAGCCACCAGAAUUGAGUUCUUUGUGGGUGAUGUGCCAGAUGGGAUGCCGGUGGACCUGGACAAUGCUCGAUACACACGACUAGGGUAUGUCUCCCUCUCAGACAAUGAAAAGACGGGCUUCAAGGCACGAGAGCUCAAGUCAGUCCAGGUUGACGCGGUGGGCGUGUUCCUCAAGCUGAACAUUCACAAGAACCAUAUCAACAAGUACAACAUCUACAACCAGGUCGGCCUUGUAGCUGUCAACGUGAUUGGGGAUCCCAUCAGGAAAGGUCUCGAAGAUAUUGAUGAUAUGGAUCUGUUCACUGAGAGGAGAAAAGUUUUGGACGACCCCAGCAUGGAUGGACUCUAUAACAGGCCGGACUACAUAUCUCCACUGGAUGACCUGGCUUUUGACAUGUACCAGGAUCCCGAGAUAGCUCAGAUUAUACGGAAACUUGAACGCAAAAAACAGGAAGCUGUGCUCCAGGAAAGAUACGAGUAUGCCAAGAAGUUGAAACACACAAUUCAGGAAUUACAAAAGGUUGGAGAAAAAAUAGGCAAGUAUGAAGUAGAGAAGAGACAGGCUGUGGAAAAUGAGGAUUAUGACAAGGCAAAGCUAAAAAAGGCUCAGAUGGAUGAGUACAGAGUGCAGAUAUACAGGGACCUCAAUGUGCCAGACUUGUUGGAGACCACUGGGUCGAGACAUCCAAAGCAUAUAGACCUAGAAUCAACUCGGCAGCCGACACCUCCUCGAUUAUUGGACCUUCCCAGAACUCCACCCAGUCCUCCACCCCGCACUCCAUAUGACGAGAGACCCCUGCCUGCCAUUAAAAGUCAAAGGGCCUAUUCACCCUUAAGCCCGAGAGCCCGAACACCGUAUGACGAGCGGCCAUUACCCAUCCAUAACAGCAGGGAGACCCCUGCACAGGAAAAUACCGAGCAGUCGCCCAGAAUGCCUUACGAUGAACGACCAAUACCCGUCGCCAAGAAAGUAGCUUCUCUAGCCAUAGAGGAGGAGGAAGAUCCAGCACCCCCGGAUACAGCAAGUGGGGGUAUCACAGGCGAGCCUGAACCACUCUCAGAGAAAGAUAUGCGGGAGGCGUCCGCUGCCAUUGAUAUUUUUGGUGAAGCACUUGUUUCCAAAGCAUACUCAAAGACUUGGUCAUAUCGGGAAGAUGCGUUGCUGGCCGUGUACAAACAGAUGCAGGAACUGUCAGCUAGCAACAAACAGGAGGCCCGGGAGAUGUUGAGGGCCUCCAUACCUCUCAUGAAACGGGCAAUAGACGAUAAAGUGUAUGCUGUGUUCAAAGCUGGUUUGAUGCUACUGAAGAUGAUCCUGACAGAGUAUAUACCCAAACACAAGUUACAGAAGUCUGAUACAGUGAUGACAAUGGAGAAGACCCUGCCUAACCUGCUACACAAGAGUGGCGACACUGCUGCAAGAAACCGGGACGAUGCCAAGAAUUUUAUCUACGAGUGUGCCACAAUGCCGGAAGUGAAGCCAACCAUGGUUGUUCCUCACGAGUGCGUUAAACCAUGGAAGGGAAAUCUUGCCCCAAGACUGGCACAGAGCCGGGCAGAAAUUGUAGAGUCGCUGUAUGAACAGCUGGGCAUUAAGGAUUCUAAGAGUGGUUUGACGGUCGAUAAUAUAAUGAACUUCUGUGUGGUAGCGCUGGGGCACACCUCGGCAGAUGUGAGGGUGGUCACUGAAAACAUUGUCAAAGCCCUAUACAAAGAAGUCGGUCAGCCAGUGAAGGAUUAUCUGCCCCCAGAUGACGAGAAGACUCGUAAGAACACCAUGUGGAGGCUGCUGUUUGAAUACUUUGACAAAGUUGACGGGAAACCAAGCAAAAGUGAUGUUAAGCGUCAGAAAGCUGAUGAGGAAGCCAGAAAACAACAAGAGAUUGAUGGACUUCAGAAACAGCUGCAGCAGCUUAAAGAUAUGGCUGCCGGCAAGGCGCCUGUUGAUGAGAGUGCGUUGGAAUCGAAGAAACCUUCAAAGUUUAAGACCAAAUCAAGAAGACCAAUGGUCAAGCCUAAACUUAACAAGACUCUGUCCAAGGCUGACCCUGAUGAUGACACGUCCGUCUACAACAUGGACAAUAUCUGUAUUUUCUGCGGAGAAAAGAACCCCAGCUUUACAGAGGAAGGGCUGGAUCUGCAUUACUGGAAGAACUGCCCCAUGCUGAAAAGAUGUGCCAAUUGUAAACAGGUUGUUGAGAUAGCCAGCUACACUGACCACCUGUUGACCGAGUGUGAGGCCAAGUCAAACUAUGCCAAGUGUAACCGCUGCACGGAGGCCAUCACAAAACCUGAGUAUGAACAACACGUGGCCGAGAAGGCUUGUAAUGCAUCGAAGAACAACAUGAACCAUUGUCCCCUGUGCCACCAGAAUCAUCUGACAGGAGAGGAUGGCUGGAAGAACCACCUGAUGGGGAAAGAUGGGUGUAAACAAAAUCCACGACGACUUCUUGCUCUCAACAAACAGCCUCCCACAGGUAAAGGUGCAGCUGCAGCAUCUCGGGGAAAACCAGUUGGGGUGCGAAACUUGAAAAAGACGCCUCGAUAAACCAUCACCACAUCACAAAUACCUUAGCCGUCCAUUUGCAAAGUGCGAAAAUAUAUAGAUUGUAUAGUCUUUUUAUACAAAGAACUACUAUUAAACAGUGUAGUGAUAAAAUACAUUUUUGUAUUCACAUUUAUUUAAUUUAGUACUAUUUGUGCUAUUUUAGAGCAUAUAAAUAUAUAUUAAUUAUAUAUAUAGAUAUUAAUUUGUUUUCAUUUCAUUGUUUUUAGUUCAGAUCAUGUCUAUUUUGUUGCCUUGUGAUGUUCAUUAAAUUAUAGAUUUGUUAAGCAUUGGAACAAAUAAUAUAUGAUGUACAUUUUAGUUCAGGAUGUAAUAAAAACAGACUAGUUGAAUAGAGUUAACCUUGCCAUGUUAUAUUAAAAUUAAAAUAGAAUGAACUAAUUAUUUUGGAAAUAUUUGAUUUCUUUUGAUGUAUGAAUCAUGGAUUCUGCUGGACCAGUACAGCUUAAAAUGGUGGCAUUUGUACUGAUUGUCUCAAAAUAAACUAGAAAUGUUG